Messenger RNA from Drosophila sulfurigaster albostrigata, 9648 nucleotides. RefSeq names its product filamin-C (gene jbug). Gene Ontology annotation, biological process: actin cytoskeleton organization. The transcript is spliced from 17 exons. Gene Ontology annotation, molecular function: actin filament binding. Lineage: Eukaryota; Metazoa; Arthropoda; Insecta; Diptera; Drosophilidae. Bases 324 to 9200 code for a protein of 2958 amino acids. The record is from RefSeq and is a predicted model, not a curated record.
AGUCGUUGUGAGCAACUCGUGCGCGUUGGACGUGUUUCAUUUUUUCUCUCCCUCAACGUGAACAACAACAAGAAAAACAAAUAAAAGGGCAACUGCAAACUGCAACCAACCCGAACCCCCCGAACGAGCAACGAGCAACGAGGCAACCAGCCAAGCAACAUUCUUGAAACGAAUUGAAUGAAACCAUGAAACAAUUGCCAGCCAUAUAGCUGCAUAAAACUGAGGCAACUGAGACAACAACUACGGAAAGUGCAACACAGAAAGUGAAGUGGAGUGAAGUGAAGUGAAGACAAGUGACAAGUGGCAGUGGCAAGCUGGCCACAAUGGACGUCAAAGAUAUCAAGGGCGCCAAGGUGACGCACGCGGGUCUGCUCAAGCACAACACCGAUGGCAGCACCGAGACCCAAAAGAUCACACAUGCCGGAUUGGUGGCACGCAGUCCCGAGGGCACCGCCGCCAAGGGCAUGAACAUACGCGGCAACGAGGAUCUGUGGGUGGAGAUCCAGGCGAACACAUUUCGCAAUUGGGUCAACGAGCAUCUGCGCGAGACGGGCAUGCAGGUGCACGAUUGGGCGACGGACUUUUGCGAUGGCACCUGCCUCUGUGCGCUUGUCGAGAGCCUGCAGACACGCCCCCUGAAGCCAUCAUGGAAUCGCCGACCGGCGAAUCAGCAUCAUUAUCUCGAGAAUGCAACGACAGCACUCAAAUCCAUUGAGGCGGAUCACAUCAAACUGGUGAACAUUGGCAACGUUGACAUUGUCAAUGGCAAUGUUAAGUUGAUUCUGGGACUCAUCUGGUCGCUGAUUGUCCGCUAUCAGAUUGGACGCAGCAAAUUCCCGCCGCGCAAGCUCAUGCUUGCCUGGCUGCAGGCGGCGUUGCCAGACUGCAAGAUCACCAAUCUGACAACCGAUUGGAAUAGCGGCGUCAAUCUGGCAGCACUGCUCGACUACUGUCAGCCGGGAUUGUUUCCACACUGGCGUAGUCUGGAUCCUAGUCAGAGUGUGCGCAACUGCACCAAUACCAUGAAUCUGGCGCAACGCGAAUUCGGUGUGCCCAAGGUGCUGGAGCCGGAGUAUCUGGCAUCGCCUUGGCUGGACGAGUUGUCGGGCAUGACGUAUUUGUCGUACUUCAUGAAGCCCGGCGGACCUGGUUACAACGCCACCAUGCGUUGGGUCAACACUCAGGUCAAGGAUCCCGUGAAAAACUUUACGACCGAUUGGAACGAUGGACGCGUCUUUUGCGAAAUUAUUAAAGGACUGGGCGGAUCUGCGCCCGCCCCAGACAAGCUGAGCACGGAUCCCUUCCACUACGAGAACAACAUACGCAAGGCAGUCGAUGCUGGCGCCAAGCUCGGUGUGCAGCCCAUUUUAACGGCGAAGGAUAUGGCGACACCGGAAGUGGAGCAUCUGGGCAUCAUGGCAUAUGCGGCGCAUCUGCAGUGGGUGACGCCACGACCGCCGCUCUCCGACCUGGUCAACGUGUACUUGGAGAGCACAUCCGGCCGAGUGGGCGAACCGACGCAUUUCCGCAUCGAUGUGCUGUCGCGGGACAUCAGCCUGAGCUCUGUGCGCUGUCACGUGGUGCCCCCUAGCGGACAUCCCGGCCAGCCGGUGCGCCUCAAUCCCCAUGGCGAGGGUGUCUAUGUGCCGGAACGCUAUGGCAUGCACGAAAUUGUUGUGGAAAUUGGCGAGGACACUCUGGGUGGACACUUUUUCCGUGUGCUACCGCGACUUAUGCAAGUGGCACCGCCCGGCAUGGCGCCCUGUGCUCUGGGCAGCCUCGUCGAGGUGCUGGUGAAUGCCACAGGUGCACCCAAAACUGAGGAUAUUCUGGUCACGGCAGUCUCGCCCACGGGCAUCUCGCACAAUUGCCCGCUGAAAAAGAUCGACGAGGGGCACAGUGCCAUAUUUAAGCCGGACGAGGCGGGCAUCUGGGAGAUAGCCAUCACGUAUCAGGGACGUCACAUUCAAGGCGGCCCCUUCACCUGUGCCGUCUUCGAUUCCUCGGGAGUCUCAGUGCAUGGCCUCGAUGGCGCCAUGCCACUGCGUGCCCAUACCUUUGAGGUGGAUGCACGCGGCGUGGGCGUCAACGGAGAAUUACAUGUGGAUAUUGUGCAUGACAAGCACUCGCUUGUCUGUUCCGUGGAGAAGAUCGUGGAGAACAAGUAUCGGGUGACGUUUAUGCCCCGACAGAAUGGCAAAUAUCGCGUCUACAUCUACUUCAAUGGCUACGACGUCAAGGGAUCGCCAUUCAUCAUGCGCGUGGGCACCAAGGGACGUUCGGGCAAGACACGCAACAGUCCGUUGCAUGAGAGCAAACAUCGCUCCGAGAGUCCCUCCAUGCACUUUAUAUCCACGACGAACUCACGCCACAACGACUAUCGCAACGAGUCGCUAUCGCGUCGUCAGCUGCAUAGUCACAACACGGCUGAGCGGACGAGCAGCUAUUCACCGCAGUAUUCUCCCAAGCUGGACACAACCGAUUAUCACACGUCCAGCUCUAGGUACUACAAGCGGGAGAGCGAGGAGAACCACGCGUCCCCCACACCACCGCUGCCUCCCACAUCGAGUGGCUCACCCACUGUGAAGUAUCUGAACUCUGCCGAUCUGUACACGGAAACAGCGGGCGCCCGCCGCGAUUCGAAGACCUCGAACAGCAGCUCGACCAAGAACGAUUACUACUACGACAAGGAGAAUGAGCUGUACAGCCAGCGGCGUAUGAGCACCAAGCCUAAGCUAGCGGCGCCACGCGAGGAACGAGAGCAAAUCAACAGCAACAGCAACUACAGCAGCACCAGCAGCUAUCAACGCCACCAGCAGCUGACCAGCUCGCUGAGUCCAAUACCUAGUCCCACACUGAAUACGCGCUCGAGUGAAAUGCAUUCGCACAGUCCGCUGACUAUCAAGACGUCCAAUCAGUAUGAAAGCUCCACUCGCAACAUUACAAACAGUCCAAGACACGCCUCCGCCUCGCCGGUGCAGCGUUACUCUCCGAAUAGUGCCUACAUCACCACAGCCACGCAUCGCAUUGGUAGCCCGGUGACCAACACCCUCAACAAGAAUGGCUACGAAUCGCGCACUGUAGAAAAGUCAUCGACGUACAAAUCCACCUCGAACUAUGUCACGGACUCGAAUGUGCGAGCCAGUCCCUCGCUGUAUGGCACCACAGAGCGCAUGCGUCGCAUUGGCUCGCCGGAGCCACGCAUUGAUCACUCAUCCAAUGUGCGUGUGUCGUCGAUGAAGCCGGCGUCGGCCCGACGCGAUAGCUGGGAUGUCAUCAAUAAGACAAAGCAUAUGCUCUCGCACAAUUCGCUGGAAUCGUUGGCGAACAUGACCGAGACGCAGCUGAGCACCGAACUUAACUAUGCACGCCCCGAUUUGGACAACGAAACACAGCGCAAUACACAGUACAACAAGUUUGCCUUGCACAAGCAACAACAACAGCAGCAGCAUCAGUCGGACUAUCGACGCGAUUCACCCGACGACGGAGAGCGCUACAAACCCAGUGCCAUCACAGUCAAGUCACACUCGAACAACACUUAUACGGACAGAUCUGGCGGCUACACCAAGACCGUCAAGGAGUCCAGCGAGCAUGUGGUCACCGAAAGCAACGGACACAGUCCACAGACUGGCGCCGGCUAUGGCUACAGCUCGCUUUCGCGUUUUCGACCCAUAGACAAUAAUGCGACCGGUGCUAGAGCCAUUCGGGUGCAGGAUAUUCCCAAUGGUUCCAUUGGACGACCCGUUGAAUUUGAAAUCGAUGGCUCGAAGGCCGGCUCGGGAAAUCUGGAAAUACUUGUGAAUGGCGGACGUGUCACUUCCUCGGUUCGUUCCCUGGGCGGACAACGUUUCAUUGCCAGCUUUACGCCACAUGAACAUGGAACCCACACCGUUCAGAUCACCUUCAAUGGCGAAACGGUACCAGGUUCACCGUGGCACGCUGAGAUCAUGUCGUCACCCGGCCUAACCGCUCUGGGCGAAUCCACACGCCUUGUGCCCGCCAAUACGCCGGCGGUUUUUGAGAUACUGCCGCCUCCUGGACAAAGCCUUAGCAAAGGCGAGUGCGUGGCAACGGUUCUGACCCCAAACAAGUCAAAGCUGAAUGCCAGAGUCACCCAUGAGGCGGCAAAUGGUGCUGCACGCAUUGAGUUCGUCCCCACCGAGGUGGGCACGCACAUCAUUGACGCGUCCAUCAAUGGCACUAAGAUCGCUGGCGGGCCUUUGAUAGCAAAGGUCUACGAUGCCAGCCUGAUCCAAGUGACCGAAGUGAACGGCGGCGUGGUGGGUCAACCAUGCCAGUUUCGUGUGGACGCCAGUGCGGCUGGUGAGGGACAGCUGGAGAUAUCCAUAAAUGAGGGCGAGGUGCCCAAUCACGUUCAGGUCGUUGGCGGCGGUCGUUGUCUCGUCUCGUUCACCCCCGAACAGGCCAAGUCCCAUUUGAUUGACAUCAAAUUCAAUGGCGAAACGGUGCGCGGCUGCCCCUUCGUCUGUGCCGUGGCGGACACCUCGCGUGUCCUCCUCAAUCUGACCAAUCUGGAGCUCAUACCCGUUAAUCGGCCCUCCUCGUUUCACAUCACCGUCAGCGGCGGUGGCGCUGCCGAGCUAGCGGUCAGCGUACGCGGUCCGCACGGUGAGCUGCCGGUCCGUGUGACAGGCGAUAUACACGCCGGAUUCACUGCCGAAUUCACGCCCACCAGCGUGGGUGGGCAUUCGAUCAACGUGGAGUACAAUGGCUUUGCGGUGCAGGGCACUCCGUUCCUGGCCAAGUCAUAUGAUGCCAGCAAGGUGGUCGUUGGUAGCGUCUCUCGUGGCACCAUGGGACGUCCGGUGCAGUUCACCGUGGAUGCGGGUGAUGCCGGCGAGGGUAAUCUCGAGAUAACCAUUGCGGCCAAGGGUCAGAAUAUACCCACACAGGUGCAUCCCCAGGGCAGUGCAAGAUUCUCCGUGUCGUUUGUGCCCACGGAGUCGUGUGAGCAUACCAUCAAUGUGUCGUUCAACAAGAUGCCCGUGCCCGGCUGUCCCAUAACGGUCAGCAUAAGUGGCGGCGUCGCCGGGCCGCAGGUGUCGCUCGGCGGCCCUGGACCCGUGCAUCAGACCAAUUCUUUUGUUAUCAAUCACAAUGGCGGCCGUUUGGAAGACAUUGAGGUCAACGUCGAAGGUCCAGCUGGGCAAUCAGUCCCUGCACAGGUUCAUCAGUCUGCCGAGGGCGUCUUCAAGGCCGAGUUCGUGCCCCGCGUUGUCGGCGAGCAUCGCGUCAAUGUCACCGUCAAUGGUUUGCCAACAGCCGGCAGUCCUUACGCCGCCAAGGUAUAUGAUGUGAGCGCUAUCAAGGUGAAGAACGUGAGCAGCGGCACUGUUGGUAAGCCCGUGACUUUCCUCGUGGAAACAUCGCAAGCAGGACCCGGUAAUCUGGAGGUAACAGUCAAUGGCGGACGUGUGCCGACUUCAGCCCAAGCUCAGGGUCAACACACCUAUGCGAUUAGCUUCACACCACGUGAAGCCGAAAGUCACACCGUGGAGCUGCGUUUCAAUAGCCAGGAUGUGCCUGGGUCGCCGUUCACUUGCCGUGUGGCAGCUGCAGCGCGCAUACAAUCACCAGAGACCAUGGACAAGGUGAGCGUGGGCCGACUCUUUGAGUUUGUUGUCGAGUCGGACACGAAGCCCACUGUGGAGGUGCUUGGCCCGGCCAGACGUAGUGUGCCGGUGAAGAUCGAUGCACUCGGCACCACGCUGGGCUACAAUGUGAAGUUCGAGCCCAUGGAGGUGGGCGAUCAUUCCGUCGAGGUGCGUCUACCCGGUGGUGGUCAUGUCGAAGGCAGUCCCUUCCUGCUGAAGGCCUACUCUGCCGAGAAAGUGAUUGUGACGGACAUACGGCCGGGUGUGGUCAACAAGAGCGUCAGCUUUGGCAUCAAUGCGUCGCAAGCAGGCGCAGGCAAUCUGGAGAUAAUCGUAGCCGUCAACGGCAAGAAUGUGCCCAACUUUGUGCAGUCCGAGGGCAAUGCUCGCUUCAAGGUGAACUUCAAGCCCACCGAGGCAGCUGCCCACUCGCUGUCCGUGCGCUUCAACGGCCACCCGGUGCCUGGAUCACCGUUCAGCUGCCACAUUGCUGCUGCCGCCGCCAGUGCUUUGGGUGCACCACGUGCCCAGGCCAUCGGCGAGUGCCUCAAGCAGGCAGCGGUCAAGAUGGACAACACCUUCGAGCUGGAGGGCUUCGAUGGCAUCGAACCGCAGAUAUUCGUCACCUCGCCAGCUGGUGACAAUGAGCAUUGUCAGCUGAGCCAGCACGAUGGCGGCAGCUACAGCGCCUCUUUCCGUCCCAGCACUGUGGGUCGCCAUCUGAUCAGCGUGCUGGCCAGUGACCAGCACAUCAAUGGCUCGCCUUUUAGCUGCAAUGUGUUUGACGUGUCACGCGUCAGCAUCAGCGGCCUGGAGCAGCAAUAUGGCCCGGCUACGCUAGGUGUUCCCGUUACCUUCAGCGUGGAUGCAGCUGGCGCAGGGGAGGGCACUUUGGAACUUGUGGUGUCCACCGAUAGCAGCACCGUCAAGGCCGAGGUCGUGGCCUGUGCACGUGGCCUCUACGAUGUGACCUUUGUGCCGCAGAGCACAGAACCGCACUAUGUCAACAUUACCUUCAAUGAGGUGGCUGUGGAUGGCAGUCCAUUCCGCGUGGAUAUUCAGCAACACACACAGCACAUUCAGAUCGGCAGCCUGGCAGCCAUUGACUUCCCGGCCGAUGAUCAAAUCGUUGAAAUUCUGGCACCCGAUCAGAAACCGGUGCCGUAUACAAUCAACCGACAGACGGCAGAGUUCCGCACUCACAUGACCGGGAAUUAUACGCUGCGCUUCAUUGAUCGCGAGACACGUCAGCACAUUGGCACACGCACACUUUGCGCCUUUGAUCCUAUGCUGGUGAAGAUCACCGAAGUUGGUGAGGCUCUCUGUCAUCGUCCGGCCAGCAUUGGCGUCUCGCUAAACGAGGCGGGACAAGGCGAGUUGGCAGCUCUGGUGCGUUGUGGCGCCACAGAAGUGCCGCACACCAUUCGUGGACCUAACAAGUCGGGUGUCUAUGAGAUUGUUUAUCAACCGACGCGUGUUGCACCCCAUAAGAUAAGCAUACUGUUCAACGACGUGCCCAUCUCGCUGAAGCCACUCGAGAUCAAUGUGCUGCCCGCAAGUGCUGGCAAAGAGAUUAGCGUCAGCGGUUUGGGACUGUAUCAGGCACGAGUGGGCAAGACCACGUCCUUUGCCAUUGACACUGUCAAGCGACCAGCACGUGAGUUCGAUGUAGUCGUCUCCGGUCCAGGCGGACAGGCGUUGCCUGUGCGGUGUUACCAAACCAAAAACGGGCAUCUGCAGGCGGAGUUCAGCAUCAACAAGCCUGGACAGUGUGUCAUCGAGGUGCUGCAUCAGUCCAAGCCGCUGCCUGGCAGUCCGUUCACCUGCGAGGCCUUCGACAGCAGCAAGGUGAGCGUGCAGGGCGUUACUAAGGAACCGCUCGCCUUGCACAGCUCCAACACUUUCACCGUGCGCACCGACAACGCCGGUACCGCCGAGCUUGAGGCCUUUGCCGUCUCGCCCACCAAUCAGAGUCUCCCCGUGCUCAUCACCGAACAGUCCGAGGGCAUUUACAACGUGGAGUUUGUGCCGUCACAGCCCGGCAAUUAUAAACUCACGCUCAUGUAUGGCGGCGAAACCAUUCCCAGCUCGCCGCUCACCUUCAACGCCUCAGCUAGUGGUGUCCGCAACGAUGCCCGGGCCGCGGGACAUGGCCUCGAGGUAUGCCAUCGCAACAAGGAGGCUUCCUUCGUUGUCUAUUGCCCCAUUGCCCCCAAUGUGCAGAUAGAGCGCGUCGAUGAGUUUGGCGAACGCAUCGAACCCAAGAUCAAGGCGCUGGGCAACAACGAGUGGCGCAUCUCCUACGUCAUUCUCUCUGUGGGCAACUAUGAAAUACGAGCCAGCUGCCCCAAUCGUGGCAGCCUGCCGGGUUCACCCUGGCGCGUCAGCUGCGUGGAGUCCACCAAGGUCACUCCUGUCGGUGGUUGGGGCACGCUGGUGGAUCACGAUGGGCGCUUGAUACUGCCAGCACGCAUUAUCUUCGAUGUGGAGAAUGCCGGACCUGGCAAGCUGGUCUGCAGCAUCGAUGGCCUCGAAAUACCCGUCGAGAAGUUGCCCGAUGGCAAGAUGUGUCUCAAUAUUACAGGCGAGAAUCUUGCAGCCGGAGAACAUGAUUUGGACUUGACAUGGAGCAGCUUAACAAUCACGCAGUGUCCGCGAAGUGCCUUCGUCACCGGCCAACAAGCUGCCGACAAAGUGGUGCUCAUGGGUCGCGGAUUGGCUGCGGCUCAAGCUGGCGAGGCGGCGCACUUCACCAUCGAUGCCUCGAAUGCGCCUGCCGGCCGACCAGAGGUCAUACUGGUCACCCAGGACAACACGGCGCUGCCCGUAAGUCUGGCACAGCCGCGUCCCAGCGAGAACAUUUGGCUCGGCUCGUAUACGCCGCAGAAAUCAAUGACGGGCACACUGACGCUCUCCGUGAAAUGGAACGGACGUCUGGUCAAGGGUUGUCCGCUGACUGUGGCCGUUGGCUCCUCAAUGGAUGCCUCGAAGGUGAUUGCCUCCGGCGAGGGUUUGCGCCACGGCAUUGUUGGCAAGGACAUCAAAUCCUGGAUAGACACACGUCGUGCCGGACCUGGCGAGCUGACAGCACACUGUGCCGGCUCACGCAAAGUGGCCUAUUGCGAGCUGUAUGAUCACGGUGAUGCCACGUUUACGCUGAACAUAAAGCCACAGGAACCGGGACGGCAUCUGCUGACCAUCAAAUAUGGUGGACAGAAUGUGCCCGGCUCACCGUUUGCCCUUAAAGUGGCGGGUGCACCCGACGCCAGCAAGGUCCGCGUUUAUGGACCUGGUAUCGAGCACGGUGUGCUGGCCACCUUCCAGUCGCGCUUCAUCUGCGACACACGCGGCGCUGGCGCUGGACAGUUAACGGUGCGAGUCCGUGGUCCCAAGGGCGCCUUCCGCGUCGAGAUGCAGCGCGAGAGUCAAAAGGAUCGCACCAUUCUAUGCAAAUACGAUCCCACGGAGCCUGGGGAUUACCGUGUCGAAGUGAAGUGGGCUGGCGAAUUUGUGCCCGGUUCGCCCUUCCCGGUGAUGAUCUUUGACACAGAGGAGGAGUUACGAAGGUACUUGCAGGGCAUAUGAGGCCAGCUCAACCACCAUGUCAUCGUCUUCCCCAGUGGCCUGAGUCCACUGUCCAUGCGCUAUCAGCCCCAGCAUCAGUCCCAAUCGCAGUCACACCGGCAAUCGCCUUCACGUCGGGCCGCCUGCGUGCCGCUCUAGCGGAAUGCAGAUGUCAACUGGACCAACAUAUAUAUUACAAACUAUUAUAUAUAUAUAUAUAUAUUGUAUACUUAAAUGUGUUACGACGACUACUAACUAGAUUUUAGCUUAAUACCGAAACCACAACCGAACGAAACAUCCAAGAGUCUAGAGUAUAGCCCCCUAAUUUUGGGGGUUGAACACAAAUGGCUUCGGUGCUACGAUUAAUAGCUUUCUGUUCUUCUAGUUGUAAGCCUAAUCUUUAUUACGAUAAUACAAUGUUAUGAAGUGUAGCAAAAGUAUUCGAUACAAAUACACAAAAUAUACACAA